CUCGCGGAGCGGCGGCAGAGGCGGCGGCAAGCCUCGGCUCGGCUGUUGUCUCGCGCGUGCCGGUUCCAGCCGGGCCGGUUCGGCCACGCGAAACAUUUUCAGUUCUCAUCGCUGCGAUGCCGGUGGCGCACGUCACGCUUGUCGCCCGCCGACGACGCUGCGUUACGACGAUCGUGGCGUACUUCUUUAACAACUAAUAAAUCAAGCGAACCGAACGAAGUAAACCCUCACGAACAGAUUAUAACUCGAUAUGAGAUAACAGGCUCGCGGCUCGACUGCGGUGAUUAAUCACACAAGUCCGUUCAACUCGAAUGAUCUGAACGGAAGAAUAAUCUCUCCGAUUUCGGUUUAGUUGCGCGUAAUGUAAACAGAUAAACAUUGAAGUUUUCCGGUAUCUUUUGUUGACUUGAGGAUAGCAGUAGUUGUAGGAGCACUGUAUGGACUGAUGCGAGGAACUAUGCUCGUGUGGGAGAACGUGUAGUUAGUGUGUGCGGUCUAGAUGUGCGUUGGGUAGAGCCGCGGCGUGUACGAUGGGUGCUAGUGGACAAUGGACAGCUGGGGUGCUGUGGGUGGUGCUGGCGUCGGUGCUGGCUGACUCCUGGACUGCGUACCAGGAGCAGCCGUGCUGCCGGCCUGUGUCGCAUCACCGCGUGAGGCACCACAGAGAUCAUAUACGAGAAUUCUCCUGCGGGAGUCUCUUCUACCGUACUUUGUAUCUCAAUGAGGACAGAAACACACUUUACGUUGGUGCCAUGGAUCGUGUAUUCAGACUAAAUAUGACUGAUAUUAGUCAGUCGCAUUGUGAGCGGGACGCGUUGUUGCUGGAGGCGAGCAACGUGGCCAGGUGUGUGAGUAAGGGCAAGUCUGAGCCCUUCGAGUGCAGGAACCACAUUCGGGUGCUCCAGCCACUCGGAGACGGGGAGAGGUUAUAUGUGUGCGGGACUAAUGCACACAGUCCUAAAGACUGGGUCGUCUAUCUGAAUCUCACUCACUUGCCCCGACAUGAGUACGUGCCGGGCGUAGGGCUAGGAGUGGCGAAGUGUCCUUACGACCCGGCAGACAACAGCACAGCAGUGUGGGUGACGGAUGGCAACCCUGGCGGACUUCCCACUCUGUACGCGGGAACUAACGCAGAGUUCACGAAAGCAGACCCUGUUAUAUUUCGAAACGAUUUGUACGACUUUCGAACAGGACAGAAGAAAUAUAACUUUAAAAGAACAUUGAAGUACGAUUCAAAGUGGCUUGACAAAACUAAUUUCGUGGGCUCUUUCGACGUCGGAGAGUACGUGCUAUUCUUCUUUCGAGAAACUGCUGUGGAGUUUAUGAACUGCGGGAAAGCUGUCUACUCGAGAGUGGCGAGAGUCUGUAAACACGAUACCGGUGGAAAACAUAUAUUAAGCCAGAACUGGGCCACAUAUUUGAAAGCGAGGCUCAAUUGUAGUAUACCGGGAGAGUUCCCCUUCUAUUUUGAUGAAAUUCAGAGCGUGUACCAAAUGCCGGGAGAUACGACGCGGUUUUAUGCGGCAUUCACAACGGGAGCGAGCGACGGCCUGGUUGGCUCAGCCAUUUGCACUUACACCAUGGACGACAUACAGGAGGCAUUCGCCGGAAGAUUCAAGGAACAGGCAUCAUCCAGUUCAGCAUGGCUGCCUGUGCUAAGAGCUCGCGUGCCAGUUCCCAGGCCUGGCACUUGUGUCAACAAUACAGAGGCUCUUCCCGACAAUGUGCUCAAUUUUAUCAGGUCUCAUCCAUUAAUGGACUCGGCGGUGCGUCACGAAGGGGAUGCCCCAGCCUUCUACAAACGGGACCUGGUGCUUACCACCAUCGUAGUCGACCGGCAGUUUGUCGACAUGUUGGGGGAUGAUAUCACGUACACCGUGUUCUAUGCUGGCACCAGUGCAGGUGAAGUUUACAAGAUAGUGCAAUGGGCUGGGGGCGGGGGCGGCGGAUCCCGUGUGGCUGACGUGUGGCGGGCAGCUGGGGAUGAACCAGUGCGGGCUUUGGCCAUCUCCAGGCGAUUGCACGCGUUGUACUUAGCUACUGAUAACCGGCUUCGACAACUGCCGUUAAGAGCGUGUGCGCACCGGUACGACAGUUGUGUUCGGUGCGUGUUGGAUCCCUAUUGUGGAUGGGAUAAAGAAGUGGGGGCCUGCCGUCCAUACAGUCCAGGGUUACUCCAUGAUGCCACCAACUCCACUCCCUCGAUAUGCGAGGCCAGUGCUCCUCUGAAGACUGUGAGAGCUGGAUAUGGACAGAGUGUCCAUUUAGCAGCUUAUGGAAAGACUCCUGAAGCGCUAAAAGACCAGCAUGUCAUCUGGUACCAUCAUUCGAGAGAGAAAGGACGAUACAAAAUUAAUUAUAAUUGGGAUCGAGUUCUGCAGACGUCAGAACGAGGUCUGGUGUUACUGUCGGUAACAGAAUCGGAUCGAGGCCGGUACGAGUGUUAUUUCGGACCCACCUUGAUCGCUUCUUAUAACUUGGACAUCGAUAUACACAGAUGUACUCAACCGAGUAAGUCACAGGAAUACAAGCAAGUGUACUCAGACUGGUGCCAUGAGUUCGAGAAGUACAAGAGCGCCAUGAAGGCUUGGGAAUCACGGCAAAUGGUAAGCUUAGCAAACAUUAUAAUCCUUAUCCCUUUCAUAAUAGAGAUGAAAAUAAGUUACCUACUUAAUCGAAUAUGGAUCGAACAGAUUUUGUAUUUUAGACGUCAUCCCUAAAAUACCCUAAAAGGGUACGUUAUUUUAGGCUAAAUGUCCCUUCCCUAUUAAAAGGUAUUGGAAUACUAGGGGUGUACCUUUCUGCAAUUUUUAACAUUUCGGGACUAAUGGAAGAUGUCCAUGUUACAUCGAACGCCCGCAUCCUGACCUCGUUAAUCUUGUUUUCAAGCUCUUUCAGGCUUCAAGCGCACAGAUUUGUAUGGCCAGGUCCACUUUAAACCUUACGUGACAGAAUAUCCUCCUGGAUUUCUCAAGCGAACACUAUCAUUUGAUUUUAGUUUGUAAUAGAUACGGUAUAAAAUGUUCUUUUUUGUAAGUUCUACUUACGUAUUUAAAUAAACGCUCCAACUUGAAACUAAGACCAAGAAACUCUUUGAGUAUGUCGGCCACAGAAAUACUUUAGAACAGCAGUUUAACUUCAAUCGACGUGCCAGACAAUUUAGUCGAUGAACGUUUGGAAACUCAAUAAGUACCUAACUUAGAAAGAACUUUACUCCAAAAAUUAAGUUCAGCACGUUUAAUUUUUAACGUAAUUUCGAUUCACCUUGUAAACGAAAGUCGAUUUUAAAUAGCUUCGAAGCUAACGUCACACUUUUUAUGUUGUUGUUAAAAAUAAUCAUAGUUAACCAUCCAAUUGUUACUAACAACGGUUAUCAAAUCAACAAUCGGUCGGUUGGAGUUUUAUUUCCAAAACUCUAGAGCUUUAUUACGGCCAAUUUACUAGUUUUAACUUAACAACUCGGACUGAAUAUUUAAUAACAUUAUUGUGCGUAAUUAUGUACAUUCGUGUUGGUUCCAUACAAAACACGUAUUAAGGUUAACUUGGGUUCAUAGGGCCGAUAUUACAUGGGCUAGACAGUUUAUUGUCAGAAAUAAGAGCGUUUAAAUACAUUUGAAGGUCAUUUAUAUUCCUAGAAAGUUUUUAUAAUUCCUUGCUAACUGCGAAGUGCGACUUUGAAUCUUCUAUGAGGUUGAUGUUGUAGACAAUAGACCGCAAUGUAAACUAGAAUUGACACUCAAUGUUUGAAAUAUCCCGAUAUUGCCAUUCUAAUAAAUUUUUAAACUCAUAUUUUAACGUAUCAAAUUGGAACGCUUUCCAUAUAAAAUUCAUGCCCUCUUCAGCAUCAACAGCUUACUUAUUGGCAACGAUUUGUACCCAAUGACUCACUCAAGACGUUUCCUUUCCAAACAAAAUAUAUUGAACGAUAUUGUAUAUUUCAGCAAUGCUCCAAAAGCCUGAAUGCAUCGAGCCAGCAAAACAGUAUGUCCAACGAGAUCGUGGCUUCGCUGCGGUGAUAGGGCACAGCUCGCUAGUGAUUAAUGAACGAUUACACACACCGAGCCACGCUAACGUAAACUAGCCGAUAUUUUGCAGACGCAUUCUCAUCCCCUUACUAUCGUACCGUUCUAACAGAGCACAUGUGAAGCUAUCUUGAUGUAUGAGUACAAGGAUUUUGUUCCUCUUCCUCUAAUCUUGUAAAACAAACUCGUUUCUUGUACUUAAAAUAAAAUGAAAUCUUCCUACUUUCUGUAAGAAUAUUGUAAAGCAAAAUAUUUUUCACAUUAAUUAGAACUGUCAGCGGAGUAAGUAACAUUCACCCAGCAUGAGUUGACAGACGAGAUACGAUGGUUGGGGAGUCUCCAACUAAAAGGGGAACGAUAAUGUAGUGAGGGGAUGAUCUGUUAAAAUAGAUUUGUUGUCCGUUCCGAAGAGUGCGCGGUGAUGGAUGACUGACUUCUGUUCAACUUUCGCGUACAAGUUUUUCUUUGUUAUCCAAUAAAGUAUCGCAUAGUUUAUAUUAGUCAUAAGUAAUCGAGGAAUAAAAUAUUAACGAAAGCGACUGAAUAUAAUAUAGUAAGGACAACGGUCUCGUCGAAAUAUUUAGCGCUUCAAUGAACGAGUCGGACCGUUCGCCUUCGCAAUGAAAAUCUACUGUAAAUAUGUCAAAAAUGUCAGAUUAUAAGGGUGCGACGCCACCUGUAUAAAAUGCUGUGAUAUCAGUUCUCAUUGGAUCAUUGUGCUGGCGCAUUAAAUUGUAAUUUGUGAUAAAAUUAUUUGCAAAAAAUUAUUAGACUUAAAAAAAUCUUAGUUUAAUACUGUAAGCACAAAUAUAGAUUGCACCAACUUUCAACAAAGAUAUUUACAUAAUUAUACACGCCACUUUGUUUAACGGUAAAAUAAAAUGUGACAGUUCCUUGUGUUGACUAAGUUCAUAAAUAACGUUUAAGUUUGGUGCAGUCGAUGGUAAGCCCGUACUUGACAAGUGAAGUACCUAAACUUAUUUAUAGGAGGUCGUGUUCCCCGAGUUUGGGAGUGUUUAAAAUAAAGAGCAAUACAAACGCCAACUUAGAUGUAAGAUAUGAUGUAAUGAGGACAUGCUUGUUUGUACCGUGUCGAGUCGAUGCGUAGACUUGUAGUUGUCAUUAUUUUGUUUGUAUGAUUUAGUUCAAGUAGCGGCUGACUGUUGCGUGUUGACACUGCUCUACAUUGUAGUACCGCGGUUUGUGUUUCAAAAACUUGUUAUUGAUUUGUUGCCAUAAAAUGUAAUUUUAGGCCCGACUUCGGACUUUGAAACCGAAUUUAAUAGUUGGUCGUGUUUUCAGUUGAGUUUAUAAUAAUCUCGCUAGAAUAGUGCCUUGUGAAGCAUGCUUACAUUACGAUAAAUAAAAACUUAUUAAAGUUUAUUGAGUAGAUAAUAUUUUUGUGUACCGUGUAAAGAGAAAUCGAUGACGAUAGUUGGUAAGUGAUUCAUUCGUAAAAUAAAGCAAUAACGUUCCACUGAAUUAAUAGUCACCAGUAUUAUAUAAUAUAAAUGAUCUGCAGAGAGUAGAUAGAGAUUGUAUUCGAGAAAAAUAUAGACUUUAAGAUAUGAGACGUGCGAUGCGUGCGAUACGUCGUGCGAUAUAGUUAUGUCGAUGUUACUGGCUGAACGGAGCCUCGCUUAGUUUGUCCUCCGAAUUGUUAUUUAUUGUUGUCUCGCCAAUAAUGGAAUUUUGUUUAAAUAAAAUUAAAAAUAAGUUAAUUAGUUAGCCAGGUAAUGUUAUUCCCCAAUAUAAUCUUGUAUACUUUCUCAUGCUGCCUUGUAUAAAGAUAAAAUCGUACUUGUUGUAUGUUGUGAUUGAAGUUCAAAUUAUACAAAGCGGUGUUAGAAAACUUCGCAUUUUUUCUAUUUAUUAAUUACAUUUUUGUUUAAGUAUAAUUAACAGUAAUUGUCAUUACUCAAAUGUUACUUAUUGUAUAAAAAUACUUAUUGUAAAUAAUUACAAAUGUAGAAGAAACGCUAUGAAAUAUGUUUAUUGUAAAUUAUAUAAUUAAGUUAGGUUAUAAGCAAUUGUUUUAUAAAAGAAACAAGAAAAUAAAUUAUUUUAGAUCUAAA
Molecule: messenger RNA, 6097 nt
Organism: Spodoptera frugiperda (fall armyworm)
Lineage: Eukaryota; Metazoa; Arthropoda; Insecta; Lepidoptera; Noctuidae
Product: semaphorin-2A-like
Exons: 13
Coding region: 531-2720 (729 amino acids)
Biological process (GO): neural crest cell migration; negative chemotaxis; negative regulation of axon extension involved in axon guidance
Molecular function (GO): chemorepellent activity; semaphorin receptor binding
Source: RefSeq, a predicted model, not a curated record